This is a messenger RNA of Ciona intestinalis (vase tunicate), 596 nucleotides long. The record is from RefSeq and is a predicted model, not a curated record. NCBI's taxonomy places the organism in Eukaryota, Metazoa, Chordata, Ascidiacea, Phlebobranchia, Cionidae.
ACAAGAGUUAUUUGGUUUGAAUGCAGUGUUAGAGUAGUGAGUGCUUGCUGUAAGGCCGAGUUUCGAGCACCGAAGGCAAGCGUUGAGAUGUCAAAAAUCUGAUUUUCUGAUAAGUCAAGCUUGAUGAGACCCAAGUUAGCAGGAAUAGAGUUGUCGCUAAGUAGUUUUAUUCGAUUCUUGCUGAGGGAUAACUCCUGUGUUGAACAUUGAUAGCACUCGCUAUAUAAAUCUCAAAUCAAUUUGCCGAAGGUUACACUGCUUCAGAACUAAAAGAUGAAAGUUACAUUCGCGUUAGUUUUAGUUGUACUUCUUGCUGCUUCGUCAGUGGAUGCACUGCCAAAAUGUUUCAUACCUUGUCCGAGACACAUCAAGCCAGUAUGUGGUUCAGACGGUUCAAAUUUGGUGUGGUAUGCUAAUGAAUGCGGUAUGCGAGUUGCUGCAUGUCAUUUGGGAUCAGCAAUCACCAAAGUCAACGAAGCUACAUGCAGCUCUGUGAAAAAUCCUUUUAAUUACAGAAGCUGAAGUUAAAUUUACACAGUAAUGUUUAAAUUGAAAUGUAUCGAGUAAUUUUGUAAUAAAUUAAUUAUAGAAUAUGA